CUUCCGUUUUCUUUUUUUCCCGCAAAUUAAUAGUGGCGCCACGAGCGUACAACGAUAUAUCGAUUAGUUGACAUUGUUUAUCGUGUGAUUCAAUUGAAAAGUUUUGUAAAAAGUAUCGGAACAGAAUUUAUCCUUCGUUAUUUUAGUUAUCUUUGGUUAAAAUUAAAAUCAUUCGUAAUGUCGAUUAUACCAUUGUGGCCGAGUUUAAGACCAAGAGCAACGGAUCCUUUAUGGUUUGAUGCUGACAGUCCCAUUGACGAGGAAUCUGAAGUAGCUGCCUUGGAAGCAGAACAUCAAGCAUGGAGAGAACAUGUCCGUGUUCAAGGAUACGAUCAUAUACCGAUCGGGAAAACUGUCAGUGAUUUUAGAGGAUCAGAGGAAGAAGAAGAAGAAGAAGAAGAGGAAGAGGGUGACGGGGAGGAGGAGGAAGAGUCGGACACCCAUGAAGAAGAAGAAGAAGAAUUAGAUGAAAUAGACAUGGAAGUGAGCUAUCCUCAUCAACCUCAAAGAUCUAGUCCAACGGACACAGUGACAGAUCCUGUGUCCAUAAGAGUGGUCAACAGUGUCAACGCGCAUACUCCUCGUUAUACUUAAUUAAGAUAUUGCAUUUCCUGAUUAACGCGACUGAUCGGCUCUUUUAGCUUACGUCCCGUUUAAUUUCUAUCUAGGAAGAAUAAUUAACGUAAUAGGAAUAGAAAACGAAAAAUGAACUAAAAGAAAAGGAAAGUUAACUAUUUAUCUUUAAUCGAACUAACGCAUUUAAUAUAUCCGUUAAUAAAACUUCAUCUAUACGGUGUGUACAUAA
Messenger RNA from Polistes canadensis, 805 nucleotides. Its product is annotated as anaphase-promoting complex subunit 15. NCBI's taxonomy places the organism in Eukaryota, Metazoa, Arthropoda, Insecta, Hymenoptera, Vespidae. Gene Ontology annotation, biological process: regulation of mitotic cell cycle spindle assembly checkpoint. Gene Ontology annotation, cellular component: anaphase-promoting complex. The record is from RefSeq and is a predicted model, not a curated record. Bases 178 to 594 code for a protein of 138 amino acids. The transcript has 3 exons.